Molecule: messenger RNA, 2268 nt
Organism: Mercurialis annua (annual mercury)
Lineage: Eukaryota; Viridiplantae; Streptophyta; Magnoliopsida; Malpighiales; Euphorbiaceae
Product: aldehyde oxidase GLOX1
Exons: 3
Coding region: 98-1954 (618 amino acids)
Source: RefSeq, a predicted model, not a curated record
AAGAAAAGUCUUCCGCAAGGCGGAAGCAAACUGUGUAUAAAUAUAUAAAAAACAAUUUUUAACUUCAAAUUUUUUAAUUUCUCUCAACUUUUCAAGAAUGGCAAUUAUUAAAUUCAAAACUACCAUCUUUCUGCUCCCUCUUUUAUUUAUUUCUACCUUUGCUCAAAUAUGGAAGGACCCGAAUGCAUACAAAUUGUUUAACCAUGACCAUGUUCUUGGUCCUCAUGAACUGUUCGGAAACCCUUUCGGAAAUCCAUUUGAUUUUCAAUUGAACAUUCCGAACGAUAUCGGUACUCCUCUUUUCAAAGGUGAAAAUGUUGCUAUUCCGGUGGGUAAGCCGAGUAAUGCCGGUGCCGUAGCCAAUGCUUCGACUUCGGCGGCGGACCUCGGAUAUAAAGGCGAUUGGGAGCUUGUUUCUCAGAAUUCCGGUGUUUCCGCUAUGCACGCUAUAUUGCUUCCGAAAGUUGAUAAAGUUUUAAUGUAUGAUGCUACCAUUUGGAAGAUUUCUAAACUUCCUUUGCCAAACGGUCAAUGCCGUAUUGUUAAUAAAAACCCCGCCGAUAAAGAUUGUUGGUGCCAUUCCAUCCUUUUCGACAUUAACACCGGGGAACUUACCCCUCUCGAGCUCAAUACUGAUACGUGGUGCUCGUCGGGAGGUCUCGAUGUGAACGGUAACCUAGUGAGUACCGGUGGGUAUCAAGGCGGUGCAAAUACUGUUAGAUACUUGAAUACAUGCCCGGGAUGCAAUUGGAGAGAGUACCCAACUGCACUUGCUGACCGUAGAUGGUACUCUACUCAAGCAACAUUGCCAGAUGGUGGAUACAUCGUGGUUGGUGGUCGUGAUGCUUUCAGCUAUGAGUAUAUACCGGCGGAAGGAAAAUCGAAUACUAAACCCUUCUUCUUUGAGUUCCUUCGCCAAACUAGCGACCCAGAGGAGAAUAAUUUGUAUCCGUUUGUGCAUCUGUCUACGGAUGGUAAUGUGUUCAUCUUUGCUAACAGUCGUUCUGUUUUGCUCGAUCCAAAGUCAAAUAAGAUUGUCCGCGAGUUCCCAGUACUCGCUGGAGGCCACCGUAGCUAUCCCGCCUCUGGCAUGUCAGCACUCCUUCCCUUAAAACUUCACGAUUCGAAUCCAGAUUUGAUUCCAGCCGAGGUUUUGGUUUGUGGCGGUUCAGCACAUAAAGAUGCAUACUCAAAAGCUGAGAAACAGAUUUUCUUUACUGCACUUCAAGAUUGUGCAAGAAUCAAGAUCACGGAUAAAAACGCUGUUUGGAAAAGAGAACUCAUGCCAACACCUCGUCUUAUGGGCGACGCCAUGAUUCUUCCAACCGGAGAUCUUCUUUUGCUAAACGGUGCUAAAAGAGGAGCUUCAGGAUGGGGUUUUGCUAGAGAUCCAAAUUUCGUUCCAGUUUUGUAUAACCCUAGAGCCAAGAGGGGACAAAGAUUUACCGAGCUAGCACCAACCCAAAUUGCUAGAAUGUACCAUUCAACCUCCGUUGUUCUACCUGAUGGAAAAGUGCUCGUCGGUGGCAGUAACACCAACAACGGCUACAUUUACGACGCAAUGUACCCAACUGAGCUCAGAAUUGAGAAAUACUCCCCACCUUACUUGAAUGCUAACCUUGCAGGUAAAAGAUCAGAGAUUAUCGUAGUCCCGCUGUUGCUUCUCUACGGCCUCGAUUUCCAAGUCCAAAUCAAGUUAAACGGAGUUACAGUAGAGCAAAAAGACAUUAAACUAACAAUGUACGCGCCGGCUUUUACGACUCACGGAGUCAAUAUGAAUCAAAGACUUAUAGAUUUGGGAUUGAAGCAAGUGCUGAGCAAUCCCAUACUUGGAUUACACACCAUUACAGCCGUGGCGCCGCCGAGCGGCAUCAUUGCUCCUCCCGGGUAUUAUUUGUUCUCUGCUGUUUACCAAGGUGUGCCCAGCAUUUCCAAGUGGGUGCAGAUAAAGUGAGGCUGAUUUAAAGGGACAUUUGUUCUGUAUUUUAUGCUUUUUUUUCUCUUUGAAGGCUAAUCUAUUCUCUAUUACUUUUUGUUCUUUUUGUUCCUAAAUUGUGCGAUUAAUGAUAGUACGGUGCAAGAUGAGAGAAAAGAUUAACAAAGAUAUAUUUGUUGUUGUCUAAUUUGGAAGCUAAACCGCUUCUUUAUGGUCUAUUAUAAGUAGGCUAAUAAUUUUGCUUGUGUAAAAUAGAACUAAACGUUAAUGCUAGCAUAUGUUUAUGUAAUAGUUUAUUCCUACUAACUUUUCAAUCUUAAUUUAUCUCAAAA